Messenger RNA from Electrophorus electricus (electric eel), 4989 nucleotides. RefSeq names its product protein bicaudal D homolog 2. NCBI's taxonomy places the organism in Eukaryota, Metazoa, Chordata, Actinopteri, Gymnotiformes, Gymnotidae. Gene Ontology annotation, biological process: protein localization to organelle; regulation of microtubule cytoskeleton organization; microtubule anchoring at microtubule organizing center. Gene Ontology annotation, molecular function: dynein complex binding; cytoskeletal adaptor activity; dynactin binding. Gene Ontology annotation, cellular component: cytosol; Golgi apparatus. The record is from RefSeq and is a predicted model, not a curated record.
UAUGCGUCUGUUUUGUCACCCUUGAAAAAUAGGUGGAAAGUCCGAAAUACCUGAAUAAAUAAAGGACGUGCUAAUAAUAUGGUUCCGAUUAGCAGGAAAUACAUUUAUCCCGGAGCAACCAGAACUGAGUCAGAACUGAGCGCUCUGACGUUGUCUAGGAAGCAAGGGGCGGUCGUCGAGUACUCAACCACACUACGGCGCGCAAGGAGGUGUCUGGUUUUGUUACCAGUAGCUACGUUUUGAACAAGCCUUGCGUCUCCAACACAGUCAAUUGAUUUUCGGAAGAGCCUGCUACUGGAAGUGAUCGCCAAGAAAGAACUAUGUGCAACGCUUUCCGUUAGAGAAAUCUUGAAACACCGUAUGAUCCAGACGAAUAAAUUUGGGGCAUGAGGGCUGAGGAGUGAGGUUUGGCUCCUGGCGUGACGCGUGAAGAGCCGCAGGGCGGGAUGUUGGAGGAGGAAGAGGUGGAGGUGGCGGGUGGAGGUAUGAGCCUCCGGGCAGAGGUGGAGCGGCUGACGGCCGAGCUCCAGGAGGCCAACGAGGAGAAGCUCCAGGCGGCACGGUAUGGCCUGGCCGUGCUGGAGGAGAGUGCAGCUCUGAAGAGCAGACAUAACCAGCUGGAGGAGGAGCACGAGGCCCUCAGACUGGAGGUGCAGCAGCUGCGUGAGGCCCUGGCCGACUCUGUGAGCAGCCAAAAACGUGCAGCAGCAGAUGGGCAAAAUCGAGAGGAGAACCUGCUCCAGGAGACAGCCAGCAAGGAGGCUGCCAUGGCGACGCGAAUGGAUGACCUGCAUGCGGAGCUAAAGCAGGCCCGUAUGGCACUGGCCAAUAGCAUUGCUGAAAGUGAGAGGCUGGCAAAUCUCACUACCCAGCUGAAAAAGGAGUGUGAGUGUUUGGAGGCAGAGAAGGCUCAUGUGAGAGAGGAAAUAAGGGAGUUUAAGGUUCGGGAACUUCAGCAGCUCCAGGACAACAGUGAACUGGAGGAGGAGAACACCUCCCUGCAGAAACAAGUCUCUGUACUCAAAGAGAACCAGGUAGAGUUCGAGGCCCUGAAGGUGGAGCUGACCCAGAAGGAGGAGGAGCUGGAGCUUCUCCGGGCCCAGCUAGAGGAGGCUGGGCGCCUGCGCGAAAUCGCUGAGCGGCAGCUGGACGAGGCGCUGGAGGCGCUGAAGGAGGAGCGUGAGCAGAAGAACAGCCUGCGGAGGGAGUUGGCGGCUCACACGAUUAACCCCUUCGACUCCGUAGCGCACCUGGACCUGGGCCUGGAUGAUAGCCUGGAUGCCGGCAGGACCAAGGACGAGGCCGAGGGGCCAGAGGGCAGGGACGGCCCAUCGGACGAGCAGGACAGCGGCUACAACCACUCCAAGGGCAGCGAAAAGCAGCGGUGCUCCACGCCCAGGAUUGGCGAGCGCUUCCUCCGCCCCCAGGCCCCGGGGCUGGUGGCCGACCUGCUGAGCGAGCUGCAUCUGUCCGACAGUCAGAAGCUCCAGCAGCAGCUACUGCAGGUGGAGAGGGAGAAAGCCACCCUAACCGGUACAGUUCAGGAGCUCCAGGAGCAGCUGGCUGAGUCCCAAGAGAUCCUGGACGAGCACAAGGUGAAGGUGGAGCAGCUUUCACAGCGCCUGGAGGCACUACAGAGCUGUUCUGCUCUGUCCACGGCCCACCCAAGGGGCGAUGCGGGCGGCGGCGGGCACACCCAGCUCCAGAACGGCUCGGAGCUAGAGAGCGCAGCGGUCGACGGCGACUACGAGCUGGACGCGCGCAGCGCUGAGGUGCUGGAGGGCCGCAUGCGGGCGGCUAACGCUGAGCUCAUGCAGCUGCGCGAUGAGCUGAAGGAGGCGGGCGAGCACUGCAAGGCGCUGGACGAGCGCCACCAGCAGGAGAAGGAGCGCUGGCGCACGGAGGCGCAGGAGCUGGCCGACAAGAUCCGCCAGUGCAUCGCCGCCAGCCGCCACGACCAGGAGCGCAUCGGGCAGCUGGAGCGGGAGAUCGGCGCCACCCGCCGCGUGGCCACCGACUCGGAGGGCCACCUGAGUGCCACGCAGGAGGAGCUGCUGGCCUUCUCCGAGGAGCUGGCCAACCUCUACCACCACGUGUGCGUGUGCAACAACCUGACGCCGCGCCGUGUCACGCUCGACUACUACCGCGAGGGUGGCCGCCUUAGCCGGCACCACCAUUCCAGCACGCGCCACCACCAUGGCGCCUUCCGCAAGCAGAGGCGCUCGGCCGAGGCACUCGGCAAGGAAGGCCACGCCCCUGAGGCAGAGGCCAGUGGCGAGGACCCGUCGGCACCCUGGGGGAACGGGCCCAGCUCGCCCACGCUCGACUUCCGGGACCCCACCAAUGUGCGCAACCUGGUGGCUGUCAUUCGCUGCCAGAUUAAACACCUCCGGGUGGCAGUGGACCUAUGCCGGCAGCGCGGCACUUUGCCCUCCACAUCUGCAGGGGGCAGCACUGAGUCUGACCGCGAUGCAGAGGCACUGCUUGAGGAGGUGCUGAAGCUGAAGUCUCUCCUGAGCACUAAGAGAGAACAGAUCGCCACACUCAGGACCGUCCUGAAGGCCAACAAACAGACGGCGGAGCUGGCCCUGAACAACCUGAAGAGCAAGUAUGAGACGGAGAAGAGCAUGGUGUCUGAGACCAUGGUGAAGCUGCGGAAUGAGCUCAAGGCCCUGAAGGAAGAUGCUGCCACUUUCUCCUCGCUGCGGGUCAUGUUUGCUAGCAGAUGUGACCAGUAUGUAACUCAGCUGGAUGAGAUGCAGAGGCAGCUCGCCGCAGCCGAGGACGAGAAGAAGACACUGAACUCACUCCUGCGCAUGGCCAUUCAGCAGAAGCUUGCACUCACCCAGCGCCUGGAGGAUCUGGAGGCCCCCCUGCUCGCGCACAGCAACGGUGGCAGCCCCCGGCGCUCGCGCACCAAGCAGCUGGGCACCAAGUCGGGCCGCGCGCCACGCAGCCCCAUGCGGAGCAGCUCGCGCACCAGCCCCGCGCUGCCACCCUCGCCGGGCCCGCAGGGCGUAGGCGGCCACGCGAGGGCGUUGUCGCGCAGCCUCUACGGCAGCCCCCGGUGAAACUCCACCACCAAAACCACCACCACCUCCACCACCACCCCUCCUCCACUCCUGCUCCAGUCUGUGUGGACCGUGUUCAUGCUCAGCCCAGAACCACCCGUAACCCUCCAGACCUGACCUGACAUCUUCAUCACAGACCACAACACCUUGGGCUCCCCUCUUCUCCCUCCCUCUCUCUGUCCUCCUCUGACUGACUUGAGAUUAUUGUUGUUGUUGUUUUGUUUGUGUGUGUUUUUGUUUUCUUUUCAAAUUUUUCUCUUCUUCCUCAUUUACCUUUCUUGUUCUACCUUUGUGUCAAGCGCUUUUUGUUCUCUUUGACUCCUGGGCCUUGGCCUCUACCUCACGUCUCUGUUCUCCUCCUCCAUUCCUCACUGCCCCUCUCUGCUCAGUGGGCUCCAAGUGUUAUGCAGCUCUGCGGAGCCAAAAACUGUCCACAGCCUCACCUCAUUUCAUAAAGGGGCUUCCGCUGGAAGGAGAGUUACCUUCCCGUCUUGCCUUCAGCUCCUCACGAUGUCCGUACCACUCCAAAACCUCUCUGAGACCACUGUAUGUAAAACAAAACUGACUAGCCUUUUCCUCUAAUGUCUUCAUCUGCUGUUUAGUGAGGCGUGUGUAUGAUGUAUAUGGAACGCUUGCUCUCUUUUUAAACCAUCAUGGCAGACCCUCUUGAGUGACGGACACGUCCUGCAGUAUUCGAGCAUUCCUCACGCCGCUGUCAUCGUGAACCACGAUGCACUGCUCUCGAAGCUUUGCCCUUCAAACCUCUGUGUCAACAAGCUGCUAGUUGAGCUUCCUCCUCAUGCUGUCUUAAGGGUUAACAGAAACUCAAACUUUUUUAUCCCACAACAGCAGUAAAUCCUUUGACUGUUAGGGCAAACUUUCAUCUUCUUUACCUCAGAUUUGGAGGUGGUAAUGCAAAGGAACCAAUAGCUAAAACGUAUCUAUGCAGAGGUAUGGAGGUCUUGCUGCUAACUAGACCAAGUAUAAAAAAAAGACAGGUCAGAGUCACCCAGUCAGCAGUACUUCCAGUUUUGCAACACAGGGUCAAACACACAGCACUGGUAUCAAACGGCACUCUGUUACAAGUGUGAGACAGCCAUGUUUGUUCUUUUUAAUUAUUUAUGGAAGACUGCAGAGAUGUUUUCAAAGAAAUAUGGCACUAGUGUUUAUAUUAAAGGGAACACAUCAUGGGGGUAAAAAUAGGAUCUGAAAUUGGUGCCUUAAUUAUUUGCUGAGGUGGUUUUUAGACAAAACAAACUAGGUACCUGGUGAAAUAAUUUAUUGUUUAUUAAAUUGUGUAGAUGGUUAUUUUUUAUUAUUGUUUCUUCUGGUGUGUGUGUGUGCUGUUUUUAGCUUUAUUUUGCAGUUACUGUUUGGCCGGUUCCACAUUUGUCAGUGACUGGCAUGAUCUUGAGGCAAAAAACAUGGACUGAAGUAACAAAUGUAUCACCGUUCGUAUCAGAGCAGUGAGUUUGUGUAUGUGUGUAGCUCGCCACCCUGCAAGUUGGUCAGCCGCAUGCUAAUACAUGUUAACCAUGCAUGUUAUUGAGUGGGUGAAAAUGGUUGUAGUGGGUCUGCAUUAUUACCAUGUAAAGACAGUGUUGUGCCCCUUGUAGAUUCUGGUUGCUUGUCGUCACAAGAGGUAGUGAUAGGACUCUGUAAAUGAAGGGGGGGGGGGGGGGUAAAAAAAACUAUUGGAAGCUACAGAGGUUCCUGAUUCUUUUGUUACAUUGGUUUAAAAAUGUUUGGCUGUUUAAAUCUUAAAUCCCUUUGUAAUCUUUUUAAAACCCCUGGUUUCCUUUGGUAUGUUUUAAUAAUCUUCACUGAGAUCCAUUUAAAAAAAAAGUACAUUUCGAAUGCUGUUCCCAAACGUUUUUGUGAAGUAUGUGUAGCUUAACAAUAAAGUUAGUGAAAGUCA